Molecule: messenger RNA, 1650 nt
Organism: Symbiodinium sp. CCMP2592
Lineage: Eukaryota; Dinophyceae; Suessiales; Symbiodiniaceae
Source: the annotation of a GenBank genome assembly
AUGGGGAAGCUGAAGCUUGCGAGGACCGGAACAGCCCAGCACAGAGCCUUUGCGCAGUUGAACGAUGCCUGGCUCCAGGCUGCUUGCCAGAAGCGCGCUCUGACCCCAACCACACAGACGGAGAGGGAGAGUCUCAGAGUGAUGUGGUGGCAUCUCGAGGCCACUGCGAGCACGGCGCUGGGCGCCGAGUCGAAGGGAGAUCGCCCCCAGCUUCUGAGGCAUCAGCGUUCGCCUGAGGCCCUUUCAGCCGCAGGGCGCUGCCCCGGGAGCGUUGCAUGGUCUGGCUCAGGUGUAAAGUCAGCAGCUUCCAGACUUCUAGUCGCAGUCCAGUCCGCUGUGAGGCGCCCAUGCUUCUACCGGUUCCCCUCCUUCCACAGAGCGGAUCCCAGUUUCUUCAGAGCGGCGCCCGCGCGUCUGGUGACUCGACCUGGGACCUCGAGGCUGAGACCACCGGCUCUCCGUGACGGCCUCGGGCCCAAGUCCCGCACCGGCGCCGCCCGGGUCGCCGGGGUCGCCAGAGCUGGCCGCAGCCUCAACCGGCCUUGGAGCCAGGGCCGAGCAGCGGGGCGGGGGGUCGCCUUAGGCGAGUCUGCUGUCCGGGAGCAAGGGAUCGGCAAAGGCUUGCAGGUCCUGGCAGCCAAGGGCGUCUUGCCGGGCCUUCUCGGCAAAGGCGGAAACGCCUCGGCUUCGGCGCCGCGAGGCUUCAAAGGCCCUUCUGCGCCGCCACCGCCAAGCACGCUGGCGCCAGCGCAGCCAGCGGGGUCCCCGUCUGCAGCGGACCCCUUCCUGAGGGAGGUGCAAGACUUCAUGGAGCGCUGGGAUCUGGAGAAGCGCUUCGAGCCGAAGCUGGUGGCCUACCUGAAGCGAACGGGGGCGCCCCCUCUUCAGGAAGAGCUUCAGCGGCUGGAGCAGGAGCUUCGGCAUGCUGGCGUGCCCCCUGUCUGUCGCUCGGGAUACCUGCUGGUGGUCUUCGGGGAGGUCAGCGAGAAGAGCACCGACGAAGACUUCCGGUACCUUCUCACGGGGAAGCCAAAGGAGGGCGGGAGGGACGGCUCCCCAUCGCCGGAGAAGCGCAAGGAAGACGCAGGAGACCGGGACAAGAGCACGGGCACAGGAGCCAAGCCCUCGAACGACCGUAUCGGCGUCCCCGAACGUGCGAACUCCGAGCGUGGGAACUCCGAGCGCGAGUCGCGCGGGAACGGGAACUCCGCAGGUGUUCCUCCUCUGUCCGAGGCUUGGAUGAACGAGGAGAUCGAUUCCACCUGCAUGCGCUUCAAGCUCGACGAGACAGUGCGGAACCGUCUCACAAACGCCAUGAGAGGUCGCGCAGUCACCUUCAAGGAGGACAUGCGGACCUUGAACGAUGUCAUGCGAGCUGCCAAGCAUCCAAAAGGUGCUGUGCAGCUGAAACUCCGCGAGAUCGAGCGCGGGACUUUCUCGGCGCGCAGCUACUCGCCCCUUGGACCGACGCCUGCUGAGAAGCAGGACAUGGAGCGUGCUGCCAAAGAGAAGGCCGAGAAGGAGGGCGGCCUCGGGGGCGAGCGCAAAGAGGAGGCGACGGAACGGCGUUUCGAGGCGACCGGCGGCGGUCGCCGGCGGAGGAGCCGCUCCCAUCGCUCCCGUUCCCGGAGGCGCUCCGAGCGCGACUGA